AUGUCGAGCUCAGAGAUAAACCAGGUGCUCGCGAAUUCGCUGUCGCCUGACGCGAACCUCCGAAAUGCUGCUGAGCAGCAACUCACCCAGGCUGCCGAGAGCAACUUUCCCCUAUACCUCGCAACCCUCGUCCAAGAACUUGCCAACGACUCUGCCGAUGGCUCCAUCCGAGCUGCCGCCGGUAUUGCUCUGAAGAACGCCUUCACAACCCGAGAUUUCACUCGGCAUCAAGAACUGCAAGCAAAAUGGCUGCAGCAGACUGAUGACGAUACCAAGAACCGGGUCAAGGAGCUGACACUCCAGACCCUGAGCUCCUCAAACACACAGGCUGGUACUGCUGCCGCCCAGGUCAUUUCAUCCAUCGCCGCCAUCGAGCUGCCCCGUGGCCAGUGGAGCGACCUUUUGCCCUUCCUGGUCAAGAAUGUCAGCGAGGGUGCCGACCACCAGAAGCAGGCUUCUCUCACCACCAUCGGUUACAUCUGCGAAAGCCAAGACUCGGAGCUCCGCAUGGCCCUAGUGGCGCACUCGAACGCUAUCCUGACCGCUGUUGUUCAGGGUGCCCGAAAGGAGGAAGCAAACGGCGAGGUUCGCCUUGCCGCCAUCACCGCCCUGGGUGACUCGCUCGAGUUUGUCGGCAACAACUUCAAGCACGAGGGCGAGCGAAACUACAUUAUGCAGGUCGUUUGCGAGGCCACCCAGGCCGACGAUUCGCGGAUACAGCAGGGUGCCUUUGGCUGCCUCAACCGAAUCAUGGCUCUUUACUACGAGAACAUGCGCUUCUACAUGGAGAAGGCUCUGUUCGGUCUCACCAUUCUCGGUAUGAAGUCUGAGGAUGAGGAUGUUGCCAAGCUGGCUGUCGAGUUCUGGAGCACCGUCUGCGAGGAAGAGAUCUCCAUCGAGGACGACAACGCCCAGGUCGAGAGCUCCGACCAGAUGCGCCCCUUUUACAACUUUGCCCGUGUUGCUGCCAACGAGGUGGUGCCAGUUCUCCUCACCCUCCUUACGAAGCAGGAUGAGGACGCCACCGACGACGAGUACAACCUGUCGCGCGCAGCCUAUCAGUGCCUGCAGCUGUACGCCCAGGCCGUUGGUGCUACCAUCAUCGCCCCUGUGCUGCAGUUCGUCGAGGGCAACCUCCGCCAUGAGGACUGGCACAACCGAGACGCCGCUGUGUCGGCCUUUGGUGCCAUCAUGGAGGGUCCCGAUGAGAAGACUCUGGACCCCAUCGUCAAGCAGGCUCUCCCCAUCCUCAUCAGCAUGAUGGAGGAUCAGUCCCUGCAUGUCAAGGACUCGACUGCUUACGCCCUCGGCCGAAUCACCGAGGCCUGCUCUGAGGCUAUUGACCCCCAGACUCAGCUGCCUACUCUGAUUGAGUCUCUGUUCAAGGGUCUUCUCAGCAAUGCCAAGAUGGCACCUUCUUGCUGCUGGGCCCUGAUGAACCUCGCCGAGCGCUUUGCCGGCGAUCUCGGCGCUGCUGCCAACCCCAUUACUCCUCACUUCAACCAGGCUGUCAGCUCCCUGCUCGACGUGACUGCCCGUACGGAUGCUGACACCUCGGUUCGAACUGCCGCUUACGAGGUCCUCAACGUCUUUGUGCAGAACGCUGCUUCCGAAAGCCUGCAGCCUAUUGCCUCGCUCUCGGACGUCAUCAUCAAGCGACUCGAGGAGACUGUGCCUCUGCAGAACCAGGUCGUCAGCGUUGAGGACAAGAUUACCCUCGAGGAGAUGCAGAACAGCCUGUGCACCGUUCUCCAGGCCAUCAUCUCGCGCCUCGACAAGGAGAUCAUUCCUCAGGGCGACCGCAUCAUGCAGAUUCUUCUGCAGAUCCUCAACAGCGUUGGCGGCAAGUCGAGCGUCCCUGACGCCGUCUUUGCCACCAUCAGCGCCCUCUCCACCUCUAUGGAGGAGGACUUCAUCAAGUACAUGGAUGCCUUUGCGCCCUUCCUGUACAACGCCCUCGGAAACCAGGACGAGCCCAGUCUCUGCUCUAUGGCUAUCGGUCUGGUCAGCGAUAUUACCCGUUCCCUGGGCGAGCGCAGCCAGCCUUACUGCGAUAACUUUAUGAACUAUCUCCUUAACAACCUCAGGAGCACCACCCUUGCCAACCAGUUCAAGCCUGCUAUCCUGCAGUGCUUUGGUGACAUUGCUGGUGCCAUUACUGGCCACUUCGAGACCUACCUGUCCGUGGUUGCCCAGGUUCUGGAGCAGGCUUCCACUGUGACUGCUUCGCCUGAGGGCCCUUACGAGAUGUUCGACUACGUGAUUUCUCUCCGUGAGGGUAUUAUGGAUGCCUGGGGUGGCAUUAUUGGUGCCAUGAAGGUCAGCCAGAAGACCCAAGCUCUGCAGCAAUAUGUCCCCGCCAUCUUCCAGCUUCUGAGCCUUAUUGCCAACGAUAUGAACCGUAGCGAGUCGCUCAUGCGGGCUGCUAUGGGUGUCAUUGGCGACCUUGCCGAUGCCUACCCUAACGGUGAACUGGUUGAGGCUUUCCGACAGGACUGGAUCUCAGCUAUGAUCAAGGAGACCAAGACCAACCGGGAGUUCCAGCCUCGGACUAUUGAGACCGCGCGCUGGGCUCGCGAGCAGGUCAAGCGUCAGCUGGGCGGUUCACAGACCGUUAUGGCCCAGAACUGA
Molecule: messenger RNA, 2631 nt
Organism: Fusarium keratoplasticum
Lineage: Eukaryota; Fungi; Ascomycota; Sordariomycetes; Hypocreales; Nectriaceae
Product: Importin N-terminal domain-containing protein
Exons: 6
Coding region: 1-2631 (876 amino acids)
Biological process (GO): protein import into nucleus
Cellular component (GO): nucleus; cytoplasm
Molecular function (GO): nuclear import signal receptor activity; small GTPase binding
Source: RefSeq, a predicted model, not a curated record